GAAAACCAAGAAAGAAAAUUUGUGUCCCCUCUAUAAUUUCGAAAGCCGAGGUCAAUAAUUUUGACCAGACUGCAUAGAUCCCUCAUAAUUUUUUCAUCCUUUAUCUACAGCCCAAGCACCUCGCAUUUUCUUUUGACAAAACUUUGCCUUUCUUCUCUUUCUCUCUGUUCGAUGGUGUGGUUUCAGUGAUCAUGGCCGUAGAGCUCGUGAUGGGUUACAGGAACGAUGGUUUUUCAAUAACUAGUAAAAUGGAAGAAAACGCAGUCCAAGAAGCGGCUUCAGGGCUCGAGAGUGUUAACAAGCUAAUUAGAUUAUUGUCACAGAAAAAUCAACAAAAUCUUCAUCAAUCUUCAACUUCUACCUCAAGAACUUCCAUGGAUAUGGAAAUAGACUGCAAGGCUGUUGCCGAUGCGGCCGUUUCUAAGUUCAAGAAAGUCAUUUCUCUUCUGGGUCGUAACAGAACUGGUCAUGCUCGGUUUAGAAGAGCUCCUGUUUCUACUCCUCCAAUUAACCAAAGACAAGAACUAAGUUAUCAAGUUCCUGAAGCUAACACUAAGGUUUAUUAUGCCACACCAAUCCAGCAGAUUCCUCCUCCAGUUCUCAACCAAAAUCACUAUCCUAUUCUUGUUCCAAAGAAUGGGGUGAUGGAGAGGAAAGAUUCGGCAACAACUACUAUAAAUUUCUCUUAUUCUUCAGCUGGGAACUCUUUUGUUUCUUCAUUGACUGGUGAUACUGAUAGCAAACAGCCAUCAUCUUCAUCAGCUUUUCAGUUUACAAACGUUUCUCAGGUUUCUUCAGCUGGAAAGCCUCCUUUAUCUACAUCUUCUUUGAAAAGAAAGUGUAGCUCUGAAAAUCUGGAUUCUGCUGGCAAGUGUGGCUCUCCUGGUCGCUGCCAUUGCUCCAAGAAAAGCAGAAAGAUGAGAUUGAAAAGAGUGGUGAGGGUUCCAGCAAUCAGUUUGAAGAUGUCUGAUAUUCCACCUGAUGACUACUCAUGGAGAAAGUACGGUCAAAAGCCCAUUAAAGGGUCUCCACAUCCAAGAGGUUACUACAAGUGCAGCAGCGUAAGAGGAUGUCCAGCUCGUAAGCAUGUGGAGAGAGCUUUAGAUGAUCCAUCAAUGCUAGUAGUUACCUAUGAAGGAGAGCACAACCACACUAUCUCUGUUGCAGAGACAUCCAAUCUCAUCUUAGAAUCCUCUUAACUAGAUGAUCCCUACCCAACAACAAGCCAACGAAAGAAGUGCCAACAAACAGCACUUCUAAAUGGUAUGAUCAGCAGUGGCUAGCAAACUGUGGAAUCAAUCAGAUGAUCAACUCGGCUUUUUUCUCAAAGGAGAUUAGUGGGUCAGUUCAUUUGUUCAUUUGCCUGUAAAUUAUGGGAUUCUUGCAGCCCUCCUUUUCCCCCACUCUUGAACAGCUUUGAACCCAUCUGAUGAUUAUUUAAAAUCUGAAAGAGGAAGGGAUCAAGAUGGUGGAUUUGGUAUUAGAUUUCAAUCGUUGUAAAAGAAAGCUAGGUAGUGGGGGGUUCUAUUCCCUCUGAAUUUUUUUUUUUUAAAAAAAAUUGCUUGCUUUA
Populus nigra (black poplar) is the source of this 1570-nucleotide messenger RNA. Its product is annotated as probable WRKY transcription factor 7. Bases 192 to 1199 code for a protein of 335 amino acids. Gene Ontology annotation, biological process: regulation of DNA-templated transcription. Gene Ontology annotation, molecular function: DNA-binding transcription factor activity; sequence-specific DNA binding. The transcript has 3 exons. NCBI's taxonomy places the organism in Eukaryota, Viridiplantae, Streptophyta, Magnoliopsida, Malpighiales, Salicaceae. The record is from RefSeq and is a predicted model, not a curated record.